Molecule: messenger RNA, 778 nt
Organism: Microdochium trichocladiopsis
Lineage: Eukaryota; Fungi; Ascomycota; Sordariomycetes; Xylariales; Microdochiaceae
Product: Alpha/beta hydrolase fold-1
Exons: 3
Coding region: 5-700 (231 amino acids)
Source: RefSeq, a predicted model, not a curated record
CACCAUGCCAAAACCCGUCAUUGUCAUCGUACCUGGCGCGUGGCUGAAGCCUGUCUGCCACGAUGCUUUCGUUCAUGAACUUAACACCCUGGGAUUCGGAGCUUUCUGCGUGUCGUUGCCAACGGUCGGUAGCGCCAGAGAUCCGCCUCCAGAUCUACAUGAUGACAUUGCAGCCGUACAGCAGGCUUUGAGGUCGCUGGCGAAUGAGGGAAGGAAAGCUCUUGUGGUUGCGCACUCGUCGGGCGGUCUCAUAAGCAGCAAUGCAGUUGCCGGACAGGACAACGUCGUGGGCUUGAUAUACCUAGCUGCCUUCUUAGUGCGGAAGGGUGAAAGCCUCAUGGACUUGCUUGGAGGCCAGCCUCUCCCUUGGAUGGACGUGCAGGGCGAGAAGGUCUUUGGAAAGCCAAGCCUGGUGGCCUCGAUGACUCAUACGGCACUAUCACUCUUCACUCAGGCCAGCAACUAUGAGCCAUGGGCCACCGGCUUGACUCCCUGUGCAUAUAUUUACUGUGAGGACGACAACGCGCUGCCAAUUGGACAUCAGAAGCAUAUGGCGUCCCUACUGGGUUCAAACCUCCAUACCACUACCCUGAAAGCCGGACACUGCCCGUUUUUGAGUAUGCCGGCAGUCUUGGCCGAAGCGGUGAAAGCACUGGAAGAAAAGCUAGAUAGAUGUGCUCGGUCCUCCUCGGUCAUAUAACGGUUGUGCUCAAAAUUAGUAUGAGUGAAGGCAAACAUUACUUAGCCGCGCACUAAACAAGCGUCCCCUCGUCGCGCG